UUGAAAUUUCGGGUGCCAUAGAGAAAGAUUUAAGGUUCAAGCACCCAUUUGAUACCCCCAAAAGCUCAUGUUUAUUAGAGAAUCUGUGUGAAAAAUAAAACCCAGUAAACACAGGUCACUAUGGCUGAGCACGGGGCUCACAUCACCACAGCUGCUGUGGCAGACGACCAGCCGUCUAUCUUUGAGGUGGUAGCACAGGACAGUUUAAUGACAGCAGUGAGACCUGCUCUUCAGCAUGUGGUCAAGGUCCUUGCAGAAUCAAAUCCUGCGCACUAUGGCUUCUUUUGGAGGUGGUUUGAUGAGAUCUUUACUCUGUUGGAUCUUCUGCUUCAGCAGCACUAUCUGUCUAAAACUAGUGCCUCAUUUUCUGAAAACUUUUAUGGCUUAAAGCGGAUUGUAAUGGGGAAUUCUGAGAAGCUUCAGACAUUGGCCAGUGAGGGUCUCCCCAAGAAGCAACUUUGGAAAUCAGUUCUAUUUCUCGUUCUUCUUCCCUAUCUGAAAGUGAAGCUAGAGAAGCUGGUUUCUAGCUUGAGAGAAGAGGAUGAAUAUUCUAUUCACCCCCCUUCUUCUCAGUGGAAACGAUUUUACAGAGCCUUUCUGGCAGCCUACCCUUUUGUUAACAUGGCCUGGGAAGGCUGGUUUCUUGUACAACAACUUCGAUACAUCCUAGGAAAAGCUCAGCAUCACUCUCCCCUGCUGAAGCUGGCUGGAGUUCGGCUAGGUCGACUGACAGUUCAGGAUAUCCAAGCUAUGGAGCAUCGACUGGCUGAAGCCAAUGUGAUGCAGCAACCAGUCAGAAGUGUUAGUGAGAAGAUAAAGUCAGCUCUGAAGAAAGCUGUGGGAGGUGUGGCCUUAUCCCUCUCCACUGGCCUUUCUGUGGGUGUAUUCUUCCUGCAGUUCCUUGACUGGUGGUACUCAUCUGAAAACCAAGAAACCAUCAAGUCACUGACUGCCUUGCCUACUCCACCUCCACCUAUACACCUGGACUACAACUCUGAUUCUCCACUCUUACCCAAAAUGAAGACUGUCUGCCCACUGUGUCGUAAAAUGAGGGUAAAUGAUACUGUUCUUGCCACCUCUGGUUAUGUGUUUUGUUACCGCUGUGUGUUUAAUUAUGUGAGGAGUCAUCAAACCUGUCCCAUCACUGGUUAUCCAACAGAAGUACAGCAUCUAAUUAAACUGUACUCUCCAGAGAACUGAAAGGGAUUAGCAUAUUCUCUUACAACUCAAGUUUUGCACUAGAAGGCCAUAGGACUGUUUCAGUAUGGUAAAACAGAAUUGAUACUUCCCUAAUUCAUAACUAUAUUAACUUUAUAUGGAUUCCUUCAAAGGUAUAUCCACUUGAUCCUAACCUUUUAAUCUGCUCUCUUACCAAACUGGCUAAGUAGGAGAAUCAGUAUUGUAGGUGGUGUGAAGGCCAAUGUAGAGGUGGAUUAAAGAAGAUAAUUAGGAAAGAUAUUUUGCUUCUCCUCCUUAAAAAGUUUUUUUUUUUUUUUUUUUUUU
Messenger RNA from Nannospalax galili (Upper Galilee mountains blind mole rat), 1503 nucleotides. RefSeq names its product peroxisomal biogenesis factor 12 (gene Pex12). The record is from RefSeq and is a predicted model, not a curated record. Gene Ontology annotation, cellular component: peroxisomal membrane; peroxisomal importomer complex. NCBI's taxonomy places the organism in Eukaryota, Metazoa, Chordata, Mammalia, Rodentia, Spalacidae. Gene Ontology annotation, biological process: protein monoubiquitination; protein import into peroxisome matrix. Bases 121 to 1200 code for a protein of 359 amino acids. Gene Ontology annotation, molecular function: protein binding; zinc ion binding; ubiquitin-protein transferase activity. The transcript has 3 exons.